AUGGAAACACAAAAAUCCGACCUGACCAUAAUUGGUGCUGGCUGGCACGGUCUCGCGGCCGCCAAAUCAGCACUCGCCCUCGAUCCCACCGUCAAUCUAGUCGUUCUGGAUUCUGCGGCUUCAGUGGGGGGUGUCUGGGCAGAGGAACGCCUAUAUCCAGCACUCAGGACGAAUAAUUUACUGGGAUCAUACGAAUAUGGCGACUUUCCUAUGAGAGAAAACAUUCCUGGUUUAGUCACGCCCGGUCAGCAUAUAUCAGGGAGAGCCAUGCAUGAAUAUCUGAAAGCGUAUGCUCUCCAUUUCGGGAUCGGCGACAAAAUUAAGUUGAAUUGCAAGGUUGAGAGCGUCGAAUACCUUGAGAGAGAUGACGGAAGGGGAAAAGAGUGGCUCAUUAAAUGGAAAACCACAACAGAACCGGGACACGAGAAGAGCAGUACUACACGGACGCGAAAGCUGAUACUUGCCACGGGCCUUACGUCGCAGCCGCAUAUUCCUACCUUCUCGGGCCAAGAAUCCUUCGGUGCACUCAUGUUCCACGCAAAGGAAUUUGCGCUUUACCAAGACACCAUCUUUGGUGACCCUAGCAAUGACAAGCCAGGUGUCCAACAUGAAAGUGCCCAUGAUGACCAUAGACCAAUAACGGUACUCGGUGGAAGUAAGUCUGCUUGGGACACCGUCUACGCCUGUGCAUCGAAGGGACAUCGCGUCAACUGGGUUAUUAGAGCCUCUGGGAUGGGGCCCACGUGGGUGACUCCCGCCGCGGUGUUCUCGCCCUUCAACCUCCUCCUCGAAAGUCUCCCUCUCGUGCGUGCCUUGGGCUGGUUCAGCCCUUGCGUCUGGGUGAGCCACCCAAUACGCAACUUCUUACAUGGAACAUGGCUCGGCUGUAUGAUUGUGCGCUUGUUCUGGGCCUGCCUGCAGUGGGAUAUGGUUCGGGUCAAUCGAUACAGUGAUCAUGAGGAGACGGCGAAGCUCAAACCCUGGGUUGACCCUUUCUGGGUCGGGACCGCCGUGAGUAUUAUCAAUUUCCCGGGUGAUGUCUUUGCAUUGAUUCGGGGGGGACUGGUGAAGGUGCAUAUUGCCGACGUUGAGCGGCUGGAGCCUUGCAGGGUCGUUCUCAACAACGGGGGCGACAGUCUGGAGACGAAGGCACUCAUCAUGUGCACAGGCUGGAAACUGUCUCCUGGAAUUCGAUUCUUGCCGGAUGGGAUCGAUCAAGAGAUGGGUUUCUCCUGGACUGCAGACCCGAUUGAUCAAGGGCUCGUGAAGCAGGCACAAGAGGAUAUAAGCACGUGUCUACCCAUGCUCCCUACCGGCCCAGAGAGCAGAACCUACAACAAAAAGGAUAUGGAAGAUCAAAUAAACACCGAUGAAGCCGUUCUACACCCCCUCCGUCUCGCGCGCUUCAUUGUCCCCCUAGGGCUAUGGGAUGACCAUAGUAUCGCUUUUCUAGGGGCCCUCAACACGUUUAGCACAUCCAUUGUUGCCGAAGUGCAAGCCCUCUGGGCGCUAGUCUACCUCAACCACGGGUCUGAGCUUCAUCAGCACGGAAACAAGGAGUCAAGAGUUCGUGAGACCGCACUGCACACAGAGUUCUGUUCGCUGCGCUCCCCGAUGGGCCAUGGGGUGCGGACUCCCGACUUUGUCUUUGAGGUCAUGCCGUACCUGGAUCUCUUGCUCGGAGACUUGGGCAUGAGUACUUCGAGGAAGGGGUCGUGGUGGGAAGAUUUGUUCGUUCCGCAUCGUCCCAGAGAUUAUGCGGGGUUGGUGGAGGAGUGGAAGAUGCGGCUACGACUAUCUAUACCCCAGGAGAGGAGGAAGAUAAAGAACACUUAG
Molecule: messenger RNA, 1836 nt
Organism: Penicillium brevicompactum
Lineage: Eukaryota; Fungi; Ascomycota; Eurotiomycetes; Eurotiales; Aspergillaceae
Product: monooxygenase
Exons: 2
Coding region: 1-1836 (611 amino acids)
Molecular function (GO): NADP binding; N,N-dimethylaniline monooxygenase activity; flavin adenine dinucleotide binding
Source: RefSeq, a predicted model, not a curated record